CGGAGUUCGGGGUUGUGUGCUGUACAGGAUCGGCUAUGUAACAUACGCAGUGGAACACGUCUUCAAAACAUAUUGUAACAUCUAAGUCAUGCAAUGAUGGCUGGUAGAAAACAGGGACCUGGUUUUUCUGGCCAGUCGUACUUUGUCCAGCCAUAUCCGGAAAUAGCCGAACUGUUACGAAGGCGCCAAGGUACACAAAGAACUCAACAUUACGAUAUUGACACAGCGAAUAUAAGGCGGGCGUAUUUCGAGCUACAUUCCAGCGUGUCGGAAACGCCUGGAUGUAAGAGUUAUCGACAGAGACGAGCGUACAGCGCAGUUGACGUCGAAAGGAGACCGUCGGUCACGCUACAGCGUCGAGAUGUCAGUUCCGCCAGAGCCCGACUCUCAGGGAGGCACCACGGAAGGAGUAAUGACAAGGUGACAGAGUAUGAUGCUUUGACCAGAACCUUUGUUCGGCUCCCCAAAUUGCACGGACAGCGACCUCCGUCGAGUACAUACCAGAGGAGGAACAUUCGAGAAUGGCAAAACGAGGUUACCAAAGUCGUGCCUAAGAGGCCAACGUAUUCCCUAAAGGCUCAUAUAGUGUCCAAAGAAAGGGCACAGACUGUUCCGGCCAGACCCGUUGUGACCAGUUCCACUCUCUUUCAUUGUGUAAACAGACAUAAGACUAAAGGCAAGGACUACGUCAUCUACCCGGACUGGGUUUCGGAGGGACUACCGCGGUGCCAAGGACGGUUCAACAACGUUAGACAAACUGUCCACUUAGCUUGGGGUUAGGGCCAUUUCCUGUAAUCAAGGAUUGUUUUGGUGAAGUAAUAGAACAAGUGCAAUCCUGAAUACCUGGGGUCUGUUGCUGAAAGCAUGCUUGAAGUUAUGUGCAGGUAAGAGUUUCGAGCAUGUAAGAGUAACGUGCAUAAAGGACUUACUCGCAUGUAACAGUUACAAGCACGUAAGGGUAAUGUGCCGGUAGGAGUCACGUGCAUGUAAGAGUAACUGUUUCAAGCAUGUAAAACUUCCGCGCAUGUUACAUUUACGAGCAUGUAAGACUAACGCGCAUGUAAGAGUUACGUACAUAUAACAGUUACAAACAUGUAAGAGUUACGUGCAUGUAACAGUUACAAGCAUGUAAGAGUAACGUGCAUGUAGGAGUUAAGUGUGUGUAACUACUAUUACAUGGUAGCCAUUGAAGUAGUCAUAACAUUACCAUUAUGUAAUGAUGCUUGCCUGCCCUUUGUGAAACGGACCCCAGGGUCCGUGCUCCGAAAUAGACGAAACAGAAGAUAUGCACGUAUGUCACCAUAAAUACGUGACUGGCUUGUCUUUGUGACGGGCCCCUAAGUAGACAUUGCUUGGUCAUGUUAGUUACGUGUACUUAUAGAGUUACGAGCUCUGUAAAACUAUGUAAUUAUGUAAUUAGUGCAUUAUGUAACCUGUUUUUGUCUUGCGUGAAUAAUUUCAACAAUUUAAAGUUAGCCAAUAUUCAGUAAAACCG
Liolophura sinensis is the source of this 1495-nucleotide messenger RNA. RefSeq lists its product as uncharacterized. Lineage: Eukaryota; Metazoa; Mollusca; Polyplacophora; Chitonida; Chitonidae. The record is from RefSeq and is a predicted model, not a curated record. The coding region runs from base 94 to 780 and encodes 228 amino acids. The transcript is spliced from 5 exons.